Molecule: messenger RNA, 926 nt
Organism: Wyeomyia smithii (pitcher-plant mosquito)
Lineage: Eukaryota; Metazoa; Arthropoda; Insecta; Diptera; Culicidae
Exons: 2
Coding region: 186-704 (172 amino acids)
Source: RefSeq, a predicted model, not a curated record
UCAGUUUUAUUUUGCGACAAAGCAAUUAUAACACAUGUUGAGGAAACGGUUUUACAUUGUUGUAUGUUAUACAUCGGUAAUAACAACUCUUAUCCGAUAUCUUAACAUGUAUUGUAACAAAGUAGAUUGCUAAUCGAUCCAAAUACAAGCAAGAGCUUCCAGCUUAGUCGCAAUCAUUUCCAACAAUGUUUUCAAUAAGAGUAGAACUUCUCGUGCUUGUAUUUUGGUUAACCCAAACUCAGUCUUAUGAAGUUACGUUGGAUUCGUUCACGCCGUAUUCGGAAUCGGAUUCGAGCAUGGUCGAUUACGGAACGCUUCGUAUUCUCAAAAAGAGCCGCACCAGUUUGGAGAUCUCGGGUAACUAUACCAUUCUACGCAACGUGGGCCGGGAAUUUGGUGCACUGAUGGAGUUCGGUUCGGUAAAGGACAAACGAUUCCAUCCGUUAACGCGAAACAUGCUUAAUUUCUGUGACUUUUACGCGGCAGACUUUUCGAUAAUGGACGCGGUGCGCGAGAAAUCCAACAUGCCGCCGAAGGGAGCGUGUCCUUUUCCGAAGGGCCAAUACUAUAUCGAUGGAUACGAAGCGUCUCUCUCCCAUUUGCCACCGUUGUUUUCGGCUGGAGAAUAUUUUUUGAGAUUUAUGAUCUCCCUAAAUGACAAAUACGUUGGCGGAGGCACGACGAUUUUUACAAUAACGCGUUAAAAAAUGUCUUCAAUAUUUUACAUCAUUCGAUUCGGGUUUGGUGAAGGGAUUUCGGAUUAAAAUUCCAAUUUUUUGUUUAUUUAAACUCCAUUUCUUCCUCAAGUUUGUCGAGUUUAACAACAUAAUAGAUAAUUCAGUUCAUAGCAACGUUGGAACAGACAAAAUUAAGAAUGAAUAUAAUUUUUCAAUACUUCAACAAAUCUAAAUUUCUAUUUUAUUGAG